Molecule: messenger RNA, 1209 nt
Organism: Macadamia integrifolia
Lineage: Eukaryota; Viridiplantae; Streptophyta; Magnoliopsida; Proteales; Proteaceae
Product: 40S ribosomal protein S2-3-like
Exons: 2
Coding region: 84-899 (271 amino acids)
Biological process (GO): translation
Cellular component (GO): ribosome; cytosolic small ribosomal subunit
Molecular function (GO): RNA binding; structural constituent of ribosome
Source: RefSeq, a predicted model, not a curated record
UUGAGUUAGGGUUUCUGCUAUUUCCUUCCUCUCAGCUCAUCAUUUUGCAACCCUUCGAAAGCUAGAGAACUCAGCAGACGAAGAUGGCGGAAAGAGGUGGGGAAAGAGGCGGCUUUGGCCGUGGUUUCGGACGUGGUGGUGGCCGUGGCGACCGUGGACGCGGACGCGGCGGUCGUCGUGGUGGUGGUCGGCGAGAAGAAGAGGAGAAAUGGGUACCCGUCACCAAACUAGGGAGACUCGUGAAAGAAGGGAAGAUCAAAACCUUGGAACACAUCUAUCUUCACUCACUUCCUGUGAAGGAGCACCAGAUUAUCGAAACCCUCUUACCUAAUCUCAAGGAUGAGGUUAUGAAGAUUAUGCCUGUUCAGAAACAGACCAGAGCAGGUCAAAGAACCCGUUUUAAGGCCUUCGUUGUUGUGGGUGAUACUAAUGGUCAUGUUGGGUUGGGUGUGAAGUGUAGCAAGGAGGUUGCGACUGCUAUUCGUGGAUCUAUCAUUCUUGCGAAGUUGUCUGUCAUACCUGUUAGGAGAGGUUACUGGGGUAAUAAGAUCGGGAAGCCUCACACUGUGCCCUGUAAGGUUACUGGUAAGUGUGGCUCUGUUACGGUCAGGAUGGUGCCUGCUCCGCGAGGUGCUGGUAUUGUUGCUGCUAGGGUGCCGAAAAAGGUUCUUCAGUUCGCUGGGAUUGAUGAUGUGUUCACUUCUUCUCGUGGGUCGACGAAAACUCUCGGGAAUUUCGUCAAGGCCACUUUUGACUGCCUUCUGAAGACAUACGGUUUCCUUACUCCCGACUUCUGGAGGGAGACACGCUUCACAAAGUCUCCUUUCCAGGAGUUCACGGAUUCACUAUCAAAACCUACUGCAAAGGCAAUCAUAUUUGAGGAAGACAAGUUGGAAUAGAUGGAUUUUUUGCUUAGCAGCAUACCCCAACCCCAUAUGGAUAAGUUUUGUUUGUUGGGCAAUGGCGGAUAGAUGUUUCAGUGGAGUUUCCUUUCUGGACAAGUUUUCUUGCUUCUUCCUUCUUUUUUUUGGAAAAUUAGAUUUAGAUUGUAGUAACAUCCUUAGAAUGCUACACCCAAUUUAAUUUUUUGUUUUCUGCCGAGCAACUGUUCCUUAUGUGUUAUGUUGUUUUUCUUGUUUCUUUUCUCUAUUGUGGGCAUUUAUGUGAACAUAUUCUUUUUAUUAUCUUGUUUUCGGUUUUCAUGCAUCA